This is a messenger RNA of Emiliania huxleyi CCMP1516, 522 nucleotides long. RefSeq lists its product as hypothetical. The transcript has a single exon. The record is from RefSeq and is a predicted model, not a curated record. Lineage: Eukaryota; Haptophyta; Isochrysidales; Noelaerhabdaceae. The annotation marks the transcript as partial.
GUGAUCGAGGAGGCGUACCUGAAGCAGCGGCGCGAGCUCAUGGACAUGGCGGUGACGUGCCACGAGUGCGCCAAGCCCUUCACGUUCACCGUCAUCGAGCAGGAGUUCUUCCUCGAGCGAGGCUGGAAGAUCCCGCGCACGCGCUGCAAGGCCUGCUCCGAUGCCAAGAAGGCCAAGCAUGCUGCCAAGGGCGGCAAGGGCGGCAAGGGCGGCGGCGGCGGCGGCGGCGCGCUCGAGGCGCAUGCGCCGGACCGGACGGUGGGCGGCCGCGGUAAGGGCGGCGGCAGGGGCGGCGGCAGGGGCGGCGGCAGGGGCGGCGGCAAGGGCGGCGGCAAGGGCGGCGGCAAGGGCGGCGGCAGGGGGGGCAAGGGUGGCGGCGGCAAGGGUGGCGGCGGCAAGGGACCCAGCGAUCAGCGCCCGGUGGCGGCGAAGGUGGAGGCCAAGCAGGAGGCCAAGCCGCUUGGCAAGCGUUGGUUGGCCGAGGUGGGUCAUAGCGGCAAGCGCCAGCGGAAAUUCUAUUAA